Naegleria gruberi is the source of this 802-nucleotide messenger RNA. RefSeq names its product mannose-p-dolichol utilization defect 1 protein. The transcript is spliced from 3 exons. Lineage: Eukaryota; Heterolobosea; Eutetramitea; Acrasida; Naegleriidae. Bases 1 to 777 code for a protein of 258 amino acids. The record is from RefSeq and is a predicted model, not a curated record.
AUGAGUGAAUUUGUUCAACAAUUUUUGAAUAGUGAGAAAUGUGCAGAGAGCCUUUUUGCUGCCGAUUGUUUGAAAUUAAUUUUGUCCAAAUUGUUGGGAACUUUGGUCAUUCUCGGAUCAGUUCUUUACAAGGUUCCACAAAUUAUUACCAUCAUGAAAAAGUCAUCAGUUGAAGGAUUGUCUGCUUUAAUGUUUAUCUUGGAAAUAUACAGUCAAGUCAUUACUCUUGGAUACAACUAUCGUAGUGGUUAUCCAUUUAGUACCUAUGGCGAAUAUAUUUUCAUGAUCAUCCAAAAUAUUAUCAUUCUCGUCUUUUUCUUUGUUUACUCAAAGAAGAAUGAUAUUGUCUUUUCCUUCUCAAGUGUUGCAUUCCCUGUAUUUUUCUACUUUGUCAUUUUCGAUACAAUUUAUGUAACUGAAACUGUUAUUGGAUCAUUGUUUGCUCUCACUCUUCCACUCUUCAUCUUUUCUAGAGUUCCUCAAAUCAUCAAGAACUUCUCUCAAGGUGGUGUUGGUGCCUUAAGUUUCAGUACUACCUUUAUGCAAGUUGCUGGUUCAUCUGCUCGUUUGUUUACAACCUUGCAAGAAGUUGACGACCAACUCAUGUUGAUUACUGCUGGUUUGGCUGUUGCUUUGAACGGUAUCAUCAUGGCUCAAAUUAUUUAUUAUAACAUGAUUAAGGGAAAUACAACCACUACCACCAGCACCGAAAAACCAGAGUCUUCAACUGCUGCUAGCACAACACCAAAGAAGAAAAAAUCCGCUAAAAUAGAAUAAACACAGAGAACAUGUAAAAACAAAA